This is a messenger RNA of Saccharomycodes ludwigii, 2580 nucleotides long. It is a transcript of the gene SCD5, whose product is annotated as Scd5p. Lineage: Eukaryota; Fungi; Ascomycota; Saccharomycetes; Saccharomycodales; Saccharomycodaceae. Bases 1 to 2580 code for a protein of 859 amino acids. The transcript has a single exon. The record is from RefSeq and is a predicted model, not a curated record.
AUGUCUUACAAUUGGAUGGCCUCAUCAUCUAAUGGACAAAUUCCUCUGGACAACCAUUACACUCAACAAAAUUAUGUGCAAAAUGGGCAUAACCAAAAUCCACCUGUUCUACCACCGCAUAACUCUUCACCUCGUAUGCAUAGUAAUAGCUCGCCAGUAAAACCAAACUAUGAUGCACUAAGAGCCCUAUUAAAUAAUCCCUCUCCUGUUCCAUCACCUACUGGCAAUAACGAGGUUAGGAGUAGUAGCGGAGAUAACACUAAUCGUAAUUAUAAUCCUUUUAGAACAUCAGAUAUCCAUAAUAUCAAUUCCAACACUGUAACUAAUGCCUCUGCAUUAAACAACAACAAGGGUUUCGUCCAAGAUUUUUCUUCGAAAAUAUCGACAACCACAAGUAAUUCUAUGACUAACAUGGUGCUUUCACCUAGGAAGGCAAACCACAGUGGAAAUCAAGAAACAGAUCCCAAUCGUUUGUCAUUAACUCCAUAUCAAUUAUCUUUAAAUGAAGCUAAGACUUAUUUGAGAUGGUACAAUAAUAUUUUGAUUAGAAAACACAGCAAUAUUAUUCGGUUAGUUGAUAUCUUUAAAUUUUUACAGAUUAAUUUUCCAAUUUCCGAGUCAGUCAAGCAAGCUAUAGAAGCUUUAUUUCAUUUUUGUAAAGAUAAUUUGAAAAUCGGUCAGUUUUAUGCAGUUUUGAGGCUUAUUUCGCAUGCACUAAUGGAAAAAAUAAGCCCUUCAGUAAAUUUGCUUGGCCUCGAAGCGCCAGCUUUGAGACCAAAAUCUAUUUUAAAUAAGAAUAAGGUUCAAGAGCUUUAUGAGGAAGUAGCUGAUGACCCAGGGUCCGAUCAAAAAUUUGAUUUUGACAAUUUUGCAUCAUUAUUGUUAACGGGGAAAAGUCACCGAGUUAGAAGAGUGGUAGUAGACUCGGAUGGAAAACAGGUGUCUGCUAAGAAAGUCAGAUUUUCCGAAAAGUUGGAAACUUUCCAGGAAGAACCAGGAAUGAGCCAAGAAGCACCAACUUUUAAUUAUGAUAUUAAUCUUGUUGGUAGCAAUGGUGCUAAUGGGAAAACUGACUUAUCGUUGCCUAUGGAUCAAUUAUUGAAAAAAAUAAAUGCCAACACACAACCAGAAUCGCAAGAAGAAAAAGAAGUUUUGGCUGAUAUGAAAGAUUCUUUAAAACAUUUUCAAAACUUACCCAAAAUCGACAGUGUUACCUUGGGAAUACCAAACCAAUUCAUUCCUAACGGUACCAGUACCAAUAACUAUCAGCAACUAAAUAGUGGAAUUUUGCAACCAUUGAAACCAACGGCUACAGGUUCAGCAAAUCAUUUAUUUGAACAAGAACAUAAACCAAUAAUCACAAACGAUUUAAGUGGCGGCUCUGUAUUACAGCCCUUAAAACCAACAGCCACGGGAUCUGCAAAUCAUUUAUUUUCUCAGCACGAGCAACAACAGGGAACUGUUUUACAACCAUUGCAUCCCACUGCCACUGGUUCGGCAAAUCAUCUAUUUGAACAACAACAAUCUACUCUAUUACAACAACCUUUGAAACCCACAGCAACUGGCUCUGCAAAUCAUUUGUUUUCCCAACAACAACCUGCCUCAUUUCAACAACCGUUAAAACAAGCAAAUACUGGAAACAUUGAUAAUUUAUUUACACCACAACACUUACAACCCACUUUUGUAGGAUCAAACAACGAUAAGACUGACAACAUAUUUAACCAACAACAAUCACAUCCAAUCAAACCUGUCGAGACUGGAUCAACGAACUAUUUACAAGAGCAUGGGAAGCAUAAUGAAAACAAAUUACAAUACGAUAGUUUAAAACCAACGCCUACUGGCCCUGGAAACUACUAUAUGAUGCAUCCGAACAAUUUUCCUCAAUCAAAUAAUAAUAUUAACACAAACAAUACCGCAUAUAUGCCUAAAUUAUCACCACAAGUUACUACUAAUAACAGUAAUGCCAGCAAUAAUUUACUGACAUUAAAUUACCAUUCUACUGUUACAUCUUCAAAUGGUGAUAAUAAUAACAACGCGUUGCAUAGUAUUUCUCCCACCAAUACCAGUUUACAAGUUCCUCAAUUUCAAUUUACAAGUCCCAAUAUUAUUGUAGGCUCACCUAAUCCUUCGCCUAUUAUGGUAACAAAUAAUCAUGGUAAACCACCGGUUCCACCUCGUACAAAUUUAAGUUCGAAUCUUUCAUCAUAUCAAACACCUUCUCUGGUUGACAAUAAUGGUAAUGUUAGUAAUAACAAUUUGGCAUCGGGUUAUUUUCAAUCUUUAUUAACAAGCAACAAUAAUAAUGGCAUUCAUGCCAAUGUUUCUAAUUUGGCAUUGAAUCCAUCAACUUCGUCACCGCCACCAUUAAAUCUUCAAAUGAGUUUUAAUAAUAAUGGUACUGAUAGCCCUUAUAUGCAUGAUCAAUUACAACCUCAACCACAACAAUUUAUGCAUGUAAAUAACGGUACUGUGAAUAAUGGCAUGCUAUCUUCUACCACUUCCUCGGAUAACAUAUUGGGUGAUAUUAGAACAUUACAACAGGAAAUAGAUAACAUUCAACAGAGUUUAUAUCGGCAUUGA